UACGUCUAUGCAUAGUAUUUCUAGUCUCCAAAGUGUUCAGUUCACAAAAUUUUUUGGUUAAUUUUUUUUCGGUAUUGAAAAUUUUUUGCAUCCUUACAGUUUUGGUCAAUACAAAUUUUGAGUACGGAUUUACGAAAAUUAACUGUAUCUGUCCCAUCCCGGACACCGUUUUUGGCACUAUGAGUAGGACGUUCAAAGUCGGACGACUGGGUGCGACAUAUUACUGGCGAAUUGGCGGCUUACACCGAAAUGGGUCCAAUUUCCGUUGUCUACAGAAGCGUUACUAUGCCGGUCGAUAUACCUUUGAUGAUCUGACCCAGUCCCGAAUCGAUGCGAUCAAAAAGGCGGGUAUUGAAGCCGGCCUUCCGCGCGAGAAUCCUUGGCGAGCGGAUUUCCCAGAAAACUUGAAUGAUAUCGGUUAUGAGUCCCAUUGCAAUGACCGCCUGUAUAUGGCAAAGAAUAAGUAUCGUUACAAUCAGCAGGAGUAUGACCAGAAGCGGUUGGAGCGUCGCAUGGAGGCCCGGAAGCGGGUUCAAAAGCACUUCAAUCCUAAUCCCGAUCAGGAAAACACAGAUAUGCGGCGGCGUGUCAUUAUGCAGGAUCCUGUCGAGCAUCAGAACCGGCAGAAGGAGAUCAUCGAGAUGAACCGCCGACUAUGGCAAAGUCGGCCGCAGGUAAAGAGGGAAAUCAAUUUAUCGGGCAUCACAUACCGUCCCGAUAACCAUAAACAGCUGACAGCAAAUAUGAAUCAUAAGGAUCUUGAUCGGCAGGGAGACUUCAAGCGAUAUCAGGAUAAAUCGGAAGCGGAAAAGGAGGCGGAAGCGGAAACGACUUGGUGGGUAAGAAAGCAAAUGGGGGAAGCAGAAGCGGAAACAAAAGCGGAAGCAGAGGAAUCUGUGUUCGAGAGGCGCAUGAAGAGGCUGAUGGGAAAGUAUGACGCCGACCAGGAUGCGGAAAGAUCACAUUGGCGCACAAAAAAACCAAGGGCGGAAGCGGAAAAGGAGGCGACCGGCCAGGCGGAAGACAACUGGUGGACAAAAAAGGAUAUGGGGAAGCGGAGGCGGAAGUUGAGGACUGGUAUGAAGGAUCAACCCCGAGGCUUGUCAUUCCAGAGACGUCUCAGGGAGCUCAUGGAAGCCGAAAGAAAACCGGAAGCGGAAGAAGAGGAUUGGCGAGUGAAAAGUCCAAGGGCGGAAGCGGAAGAAGAGGACUGGCGGGUGAAAAGUCCAAGGGCGGAAGCGGAAGAAGAGGACUGGCGGGUGAGAAGUCCAAGGGCGGAAGCGGAAGAAGAGGACUGGCGGAUGAGAAAAGUCAAAGGGAGAAUGGAAGAGGACUGGCGUAUUAAAGGCCGGAGGCCAGAAGCGGAAGAGGAGGACUGGCGUAUAAAAGCCCGGAGGCCAGAAGCGGAAGAAGAGGACUGGCGGAUGAGAAAAAUCAAAGGGAGAAUGGAAGAGGACUGGCGUAUUAAAGCCCGGUGGCCAGAAGCGGAAGAAGAGGACUGGCGUAUAAAAGCCCGGAAGCCAGAAGCGGAAGAAGAAGACUGGCGGGUGAACAGCCCGAGGGCAGAGGCUGAGGAAGAGGACUGGCGGGUUAAAUUCCGGAGGCCAAAAGCAGAAGAGGACUGGCGGGCAAAAGCGCAAAAUUGGCGUUCAAAAAACCCUAGGGCCGAAGCUGAAGAAGAGGACUGGCGAGUGAAAGGCUGGAGCCCAGAAGCCGAAGAGGAAGACUGGCGGCUAAAAGGCUGGAGUGAUGGCCGCCCGCUCAAAAACACCGGUCUACAAAGACGCCUCAUGGAGCUCAUGGAGGCUGAGAAGAAACCAGAGGCUGAAGAGGAGGACUGGCGAACGCAGAAUCCCACCGCGGAGGCGGAGGAAGAUAGGUCCAAUUCGGAAGCGGAAACGAAAGCGGAAGCGGAAGACAAGGCAUGGAAGGCCAGAAACCUUUCGCCGGUCUAUGAUCCCAAUCGGCCCUCAAAGUCCUGGCAAAAGAAACGCGAUCAGGACAUAGAAUCACAAUACUGGCACUCCUGGUACUCCUGUCCCAACAACCAGGAGGCAGAGACCAAUGUGGAGAUGAAGCACCAUUCGCGCCGCAAGAAGUUUUCGGUCCGCCCACCAUCCUAUACACGCGACGGUCAGAGGCGAAGCUACCACCAGACCGCCCUUAAUCCGCAUCCCAUUGAGACCCAGUCGGAGCCACUGGACAACGCCCCACCAAUGCCAAAGCCACUCCGUGCCAUUCCCAAGAAGCCCAAAAAGACGAAGCCCAAACGCAAACGUGAACGCAAAUCUGCAGAGCCACCGCGCUUCAAGAUGACCAUUAGGACUCGUCCUUUGAUUUCACGCCGACCCGUCAACAGUCACCUGCGGCGACUUAACUUCCUGUCCGAGGUGGCAGGUCCUAGCUUCCAUAUGGACAACCUAAACAAGCCCUUGUUGGACGAUUGCAUUCAGGCCAAGAAGAAGAUUUUGGUAACAGAAAAUUAAAGGAUUGCAGUUUGUUUUAAAUAGACAUAAAAAUCGUCCAAGGCUAGGAUACCACCGCUGUUACCGAAAUGUACAAUUUAUUAGACAAAUGCAAUUAAACAAUAUGGUUUACGAAACAAUGGACGUAAAGAUA
This is a messenger RNA of Drosophila serrata, 2619 nucleotides long. RefSeq lists its product as uncharacterized. The record is from RefSeq and is a predicted model, not a curated record. NCBI's taxonomy places the organism in Eukaryota, Metazoa, Arthropoda, Insecta, Diptera, Drosophilidae.